Messenger RNA from Ceraceosorus guamensis, 1312 nucleotides. RefSeq lists its product as hypothetical. The record is from RefSeq and is a predicted model, not a curated record. The transcript has 6 exons. Gene Ontology annotation, biological process: membrane organization; endoplasmic reticulum tubular network organization. The coding region runs from base 166 to 996 and encodes 276 amino acids. Gene Ontology annotation, cellular component: endoplasmic reticulum; membrane. Lineage: Eukaryota; Fungi; Basidiomycota; Exobasidiomycetes; Ceraceosorales; Ceraceosoraceae.
GACCACCACCGCAGCAAUCGACUGGGCCCAGACCACCUCAUCUUCGUGUGCGUGUUCCGAGGCCUGAAAGCUUUGACGACCCCCACUGCGGCUACAAGGACACAGCCGACCUUUUCCGAUUCUCACCACGACCACAAUAGGGAGCCUUAUCGGCAAGUCGACGUAAUGCCUCGACCAGUAGCAUCAACGCCCCACUUGGUGUGGGCUGCGGGGCACUUCUUCACCCUGUUGGCGGGCCUGAGAUAUCUGCUCGGAACCAUCACCUUUGCGACUAGUGGAGGCGGACUGAGCGCGUGGUACAGGAUUGCCUACCUAGGCGCUAUUGUCAGCUAUGGAGUGGUAGUAUAUAAGAGCUUCGGGGUACCGCAAGCCAACAAAGCAUACAUCCAACGCGCACUCAUGGACGAGAAUGUGCAGUACCUCUUUCUCGCGCUGUACUGGUGGUUCACUCAACCGAUCUUCAUCACCCUGGUCCCCUACACAACCUUCUCUCUCUUUCACGUCCUUACCUUCACGCGGACGACUGUGAUUCCAAUGGUGUUUCCCACAUCUCCGGCUGCUUCAAGAGCAGAAGGCGCAUCUGAACCAAUUGGCUUCCCCACAAAAGUCAGCAAGAUGAUACAGGGCUGGGUCAAGCAGAAUUACGACCCCGCCAUGCGCUUCGUAGCCUACUCUGAAGUUCUCGUCUUCGCUCGUGUCACCUUUGGGGCCAUCUUGCUUCGCAACAGUCUGCUGGCUCCGCUCUUCUACGCGCACUUCUGCAGGCUGCGUUUUUACAUGAGCUCUUUCACCCGGGAUGCUUUCCAGCACGUGUCCAGCGAGCUUGAUAAGGCCACAGCAAAUCCAAGCUGCCCGGAGCUUGUCCGCAGAGCUUACUUGAUGGGAACUGACUUGAUCUCGCGCUACGCCUCGACUGUUCUGAACUUGCAGAACCAGGCAGCACCAGCAGCUGGAGGGACACGUCCCGCGGCAGCUGGUGGUGCGACCGCACAGUGAACACUUCAGUCACCAUACAAGCCGUGGAUUUCGUCAGAGCGCAUACAUGCACUCGAUCGAGUCUAGACCCUCGAGUCAUCAGAGUCACAACAAGCCUGGCUCGGGCGAUGUGCCUAGAGGAAAGAGUACACCUCGCUCGAUUGCCUCCACGCUCUCACUUGGACUCCUGCAGAGCAAGCGGAAGUCUCCUUGCGAGCCGAACCUGUAUCACUAUGCCACCAUUUUCAAAGCAAGGGUCGAACACAAAGUCAGGCAUCGCUGUCUCGGCGCUUUCGAGCUUCUUUUCCUUUCAAAAAAUGAAAUCUUUCGUUCCCGC